Messenger RNA from Lasiosphaeria miniovina, 2088 nucleotides. RefSeq lists its product as uncharacterized. NCBI's taxonomy places the organism in Eukaryota, Fungi, Ascomycota, Sordariomycetes, Sordariales, Lasiosphaeriaceae. The transcript is spliced from 4 exons. Bases 1 to 2088 code for a protein of 695 amino acids. The record is from RefSeq and is a predicted model, not a curated record.
AUGUGCGAUAUUCCUUUGCAGGCGGGCGUUGAUAAUACCAGCGAUUUGGAUCCAUUCGCCGGCCAAAAGGCGACGUUCCACGAGACUGGUAUUAUCCGAUUCACCGGUCAAAAGGCGACGUUCCAAGAGGCCAUUGGCACUCUCGGCCUCGUUGGUGUCGUUGACGUGUGCUGGAAAUGGGGUAAGAAACUUGUUGAGAUAUGCGAAGCUUUCAGGCACGCCGACACGCAACUUGACGAGUACAUCUUUCGUCUCGAUGCCCGCUGGCUGCGCAUUGAGGACCAGAUUCAGGUAGUCCGCAAAAUAGGACCACUACUCAGCAGCCGCCACCAGGCAGUCCAGCAACGGUCCCUGGAGAUGGUGCUCGCUAAACUCACGGCGGCCGUCUCCAGGCUAGAGAGUUUCAUCGAGAUACCAGACCCUGCCCAGGGACCUUUGGCCCAACCAAGAAUCAAGCGGUGGAAGUACUCGAUUGUCAAGGAGGCCCUCGCAGAAGCCAUUUCCGAGCUCGAAAGAUGGCAGCAAAUCUUCGACCCGAGCUGGUUCCUCUUACUGCUGAUUGCCGACCCGCAGGUCGACAGCCUACUCGAGGCUAACCAGCCGCGGGCCGGCUCCGUACGCGGAGGGCCCCCGGCGCCUCUCUCCGCCGCACAGUCUAUACGCCGCGCCAUCAACCCGGGCACGGCGAAUAACGGCCGCUCCGACAUUGACCUCUCAUGGAAGGGCCUGGUAGCUGGGAGCAUCCGUCCAAUUCCUUUCAGCACGGCCAGCACCGCCCAGCGCGCCGACAACCAGCAAAGCGUGCUGCUGGACCCUGUUACCUGCGUGUCGCGAACCUCGGCAGACGCCAUGGCCCAAGACAUCCGUAACUUCGCCUGGAGCCUACGCCACGCGGACCCCUCUACCCUGGGCCUCCUCGGGUGCAAGGGCAUCUUGAAGGACGAGGAGGGAGACGGGGCGGCCGGGGGGAAGGCGGGGUCUCGACCCGUACUUCCCGCCGGUCUUUGCUUCGUCUUCCGCCUCCCCGUAACCCACCCACACGUGGAGAGUCUGCGGGGCCGCCUUCUCGGUGGGAGGAAUCGCGCCCACGACUCGCUGUCAGAGCGCUUCAUCCUGGCGAGGCAGAUGGCGGCGGCCGUCAGCUACGUCCACCUCUACGGUUACGUACACAAAAACAUCCGGCCAGAGACGAUCCUCCUCCUCUGCCACCCCGCACCGCCCCGGAGCGGACUAGGCGAAGGAGGCGGGAAUACCGGGCUCGUAGCGAGCGAGAUGGUUGCCCUCGUCGGCUUCGACGUGCUCCGCGAAGCUGGGGGCAAGACAUGCCGCACGGGCGACGAUGAUUGGGAGAAGAACCUAUACCGGCAUCCGCAGCGGCAAGGCCGAUCGCUCCAGGUCGAUUACGAGAUGCGCCACGACAUCUACAGCCUGGGCGUCUGCCUGCUCGAGAUCGGCCUAUGGGAAAGCCUUGUCGGUUACGGAGCCAGCUCGGGCGCGCCUUUUCCCGGGCCGGAGCUGUCUAUAUCCGACGGUAAUAUGAGCGGUCCGGAGUUGCUUAAGAACCCAGAGCGUAUCAAAGACGGCCUUGUGCGGUUGGCUAGGGGCCCGCUCCGGCGUACCAUGGGCACCAUGUACGCCAAGGUCGUCGAGACGUGCCUGACAUGUCUCGAUAUAGGCAAUAUCGACUUUGGGGACGAGAAAGAAUCCCAAGGCAAGGAUAGCGUGGUGGUAGGAGUUCGCUACAUUGAGAAAGUGGUUAUGAGGCUUGCCCCCGCAUCAAGCACCCAAUACGAUGCCGCCUCUAGUUUGGCCCCCAAGUCUUUCGUUUCUGAUCCCGUUCGACCUUGCGAGUAUAGCGUAAAUAUCCGCCCCGCCGCUAUGGCACACAUCCCGGACCUCGUCCGUGAUAACAAGCUCGAGACGAGCUUUGACGACAAGUUCACGGUCCAUUAUUACGACGAUUCGGAUGGCGAGGAGCACAGGCGGCCCAACCAGCGCUCUGUACACUGGGAAGAGGCUGGGCCGCUGGCGAGCGGCGGCUUCGGCGAGGUCUUGCUUCAGCGCUGCGUCGACGGGAACUGUGGUUAG